AUGAGCCAGAAACAAAGGCCAGCGCGCGCUCUUCAGGGAGGAAAUGAGGGGGAAAGCACCUGUCCUACAUGCGAGAGGAGAAAGCAAGAAAAGCGUGGGCCGGAACUGUGUGCCGCGCCGAGGAUGGCACCAGGCUGUGAACGCGUCACUCCGCUGACUUGGCACUUGCGGCUCCAGUCUCUCAUUCAUGUGCCAGCCAAGGGGCACGUGGUGAGGGAGAAGCCUGAGAAGGCUGGACGGGGGUCUUCAGCUUCUGGUCACGGGACUGGCAGCAACAUCUGCUGCUCGGCUCUGAAGGCGGCCCUCUGCCCUCUGUCCAUGGCCAAGAGACGGAUACGAAAAGCCCCAGCAGCUCAGAGACCCGAGCUGUGCUGGGGAGAAGCAUCCAGAGACCGCAGCCCGCCAGCCAGACAGGCAGCCUGCGCCGAAAGCAACCACCAAGCGAGGCUGCAAGCGCCAGCCAAAGGGGCGCAGCUUUCAGUUUGGAGGCGAAAGCGCAACGACCGCGCCCCCCGAAAAAAAGUGGCGGCGGGGGUGGGGGUAGGAUUGGAGGAGGGGGGUCGAGAGCGCCGGCCUCUGCACUUCGGCUCUGGGGUGGGGGGGCCUGGCUCUUUGGGACCCGGGAGGGAGCCGCCCUUCCAGGGCCAGGGGCGGGGGCCCGUCUCCCCCCAUCCCGACAGCUGUCCAGCCCGCGGAAUUCAUUGGCUUCCCCCAGCCCGCCUCCCGAGCACCGCCCUGGUCUCUUUAGCCCCCCGCCCCACCCUCGCUGACCUAAUAAGGCCAUGCAAGAAUGAGGGGGCCCGGCAUAAAAGGGGCGCCGGCGGGCCGCGCACGGCGGGAGCGGAGGCAGCGCCGCGCACCGCCAUGGCCAAGGAGUGGGGCUACGCCGACCACAACGGUCCUGACCAUUGGCACGAACUUUACCCGAUUGCCAAGGGAGAGAACCAGUCGCCCAUUGAGCUGAACACUAAAGAGAUUAACCACGACCCUUCCCUGAAGCCAUGGACAGCAUCCUAUGACCCAGGUUCUGCCAAGACCAUCCUGAAUAAUGGGAAGACCUGCAGGGUUGUGUUUGAUGAUACUUACGACAGGUCAAUGCUGAGAGGUGGUCCUCUCACUGCGCCCUACCGGCUCCGCCAGUUCCACCUCCACUGGGGCUCCUCGGACGAUCACGGCUCGGAGCACAGCGUGGAUGGAGUCAAGUACGCAGCAGAGCUUCAUUUGGUUCACUGGAAUUCAAAGUAUAACAGUUUUGCAAGUGCUCUGAAGCAUCCCGAUGGAGUAGCUGUGGUUGGUGUUUUUCUGAAGAUAGGACGUGAGAAAGGCGAGUUCCAGCUGCUUCUUGAUGCUCUGGACAAGAUUAAGACGAAGGGCAAGGAGGCGCCCUUCAACAACUUCGACCCGUCGUGCCUGUUCCCCGCCUGCCGGGACUACUGGACCUACCACGGCUCCUUCACCACGCCGCCCUGCGAGGAGUGCAUCGUGUGGCUGCUGCUCAAGGAGCCCAUCACGGUCAGCUCCGACCAGAUUGCCAAGCUGCGCACCCUCUGCUCCAGCGCGGAGAACGAGCCCCCCGUGCCCCUGGUGAGGAACUGGCGCCCCCCGCAGCCCAUCAAGGGCAGGAUCGUGAAGGCCUCCUUCAAGUGA
Messenger RNA from Rangifer tarandus platyrhynchus (Svalbard reindeer), 1647 nucleotides. Lineage: Eukaryota; Metazoa; Chordata; Mammalia; Artiodactyla; Cervidae. The record is from the annotation of a GenBank genome assembly.